This is a messenger RNA of Thunnus maccoyii (southern bluefin tuna), 4332 nucleotides long. Its product is annotated as NACHT, LRR and PYD domains-containing protein 12-like. The record is from RefSeq and is a predicted model, not a curated record. Bases 480 to 3740 code for a protein of 1086 amino acids. Lineage: Eukaryota; Metazoa; Chordata; Actinopteri; Scombriformes; Scombridae. Gene Ontology annotation, molecular function: protein binding. The transcript has 12 exons.
AUCGAUCUUACCAAUCUUUUUUUGCAGCACAUGAAGCUUAUGGAGAUUAGAAGGCUGUCCAUGGUUCUGGCAUCUUUUAUGACAGAUGUCCUGUUCUGAACCAAGAAUGGAAGAGAGGAGCACACUAUGUAUCAGCCAUGUAUUUACUAUGAAAGUGUAUGGGAUUUAGCUGAAGUUCUCCAUCUAGUGGGAAAAAAUAAAAACUACCUGAUCUGUACACUUGUACACUCCUUCCCAGUAAUGUACUGUUACCAGUAAGAUUGACUAAAGACAUACUAAGUAUGUUUGGCAAGACUUGUUGACAGUAUGUGAGGAAAUCAUGAGGGGCGGCUUACGCAUGACACACUGCCAUUACAAGAGUGAAGUUUUGAGGAUGUGACAGCAGCAUCAUACACACGACUGAGGGACAAUCAGCAGCGUCUGUCAGUGCUUCCUGUAUGGAUGAAGAAUGAAAAUCUCUUCACUUGGAUGAACUAAUAAUGACGGCAGUUCCGGAGAUACUCCUGGAAACACUGGAUGAUCUGGGAGAUGAAGAGCUUAAGAUCUUCAAGUGGUUCCUGCAGCAAGCUGAAAUCCUAGAAGAUUUCCCAGUCAUCCGAAAGAGCUGUCUAGAGAAGGCUGACAGACUGGACACACUGGACCUGAUAGUGCAGACCUACAGUGAACAGUCCGUGGAGGUGAUCACAAAAGUGUUGAGGAAGAUCAACAGGAAUGAUCUGGUACAGAGUUUGUCCAGCAUCAUCUCAGGGCCCAAAUUGAAUGUCCGUGGUGUUGCAGAGACUUCAGAGGGCAGGGAAACAUCUUCCAUUCAACCACAGGCUGCUUCUUGUCUUCACCCUCUUGCCAGCAAUCAGACUGAAGAUUUGCUGGAGCUAGAACCUGACCCUCCAGAACCCAUUGGAUCAUACCAGCGUACACUCCAAUCACACCUCCAGAACAGGUUUAUGUGUGCACAAGAAGGGUGGACAGAAAGGGUGGAUAAAAAACACCUAGAUGACAUCUAUAUAGUGCUCUACAUCACAUAUGGGAGCUUUGUGAACAUCACCAGGCAGCAUGAGGUCAGGCACAUUGAGAUGGCAUCAAAAGAACCAGGGGUAACAGAGAAAGUAGUCCAACCCAAUGAUAUCUUGAAACAUCCUUCUGGAAAAAACACACCGGUACGAACAGUCCUGACCAGUGGGAUUGCUGGAAUUGGCAAAACAUUCCUUGUACACAAGUUCAUCCUGGACUGGGCUGAAGGAAGAGCCAAUCAAGAUGUGCAUCUCACAUUCCCCUUCACCUUCCGCCAGCUGAAUUUACUGAAGGGGAGAAGGUUUCGUUUUGCAGAGCUCAUUCACAAAUGUAUCAGGGAAACUAGAGAUAUCAAGGAGGAGGAUCUUAAUGACAUUUUCACAAAAUUACAGGCUUCAGGAAACACCAACUAUGACAAAAGUAAAUUCAAACUUCUGUUUGUGUUUGAUGGGCUGGAUGAAAAUCGCCUUCACCUCAACUUUACUAGUGACCACACUCCAAUUAUUGAUGUGACACAGUCAAUUGGAGUAGAAGUCCUGUUGACGAGCCUUAUCAAGGGGGAUCUGCUUCCUUCUGCUCGCCUCUGGAUAACCACUCGACCGGCGGCGGCCAAUCAGAUCCCUCUUGACUUUGUGGACGUCAUGACAGAGGUCAGAGGGUUCACUGACCUACAGAAGGAGGAGUACUUCAGGAAGAGAUUCAGAGAUGAGCAGAUGGUCAACAGAAUCAUUUCCCACAUCAAGACAUCACGAAGCCUCCACAUCAUGUGCCACAUCCCGGUCUUCUGCUGGAUCACCGCUACAGUUCUGGAGGACAUUUUGAAAACCAGUGAGGGAGGAGAACUGCCCAAGACUCUGACUGAGUUGUACACAGAGUUCUUGAUGUUUCAGAUCAGACAGACAAAAGAGAAGUAUGGCACAGAGAAGAGCAUUCAGUACAUUCAAUCACUUGCAAAACUGGCUUUUUACCAACUGGAAAAGGGGAACUUGAUUUUCUAUGAAAAAGAUCUCAAAGAGAGUGGUAUUGAUUUAGAUGAAGCCUCAGUGUACUCAGGAGUGUUCACACAGAUCUUUAAAAAGGAGCGCAGGUGGAAGAAGGACAAGGACGAGGAUAGGAUGUUCAGUUUUGUCCAUCUGAGCAUUCAGGAGUUUUUGGCUGCUGUUUAUGUGGUGCAGUCACUCAUUAACAGAAACAAAAAUGUGAUGGCGCUACAACAACUCAAGUUCCAAAGUGUGCAGAUGCUUUUCAGCAAACCAUCUGUAGCAGAGGUCCAAAGAAUGGCUAUUGACAGGGCCCUACAGAGUCUGGAUGGACACCUGGACUUGUUCCUCCGCUUCCUUCUGGGUCUCUCCCUGGAGACUAAUCAGAAAAGCCUACAGGGCCUGCUGAAACAUACAAUAAGUACUACAGAGGCCAAUCAGGAAACAGUGCAGUACAUCAAGGAAAAGAUCCGAAAGAAUCUGUCUGCAGAAAGAUGCAUCAACCUGUUCCACUGUCUGAAUGAGCUAAAUGAUCAUUCUCUAGUGGAGGAGAUCCAACAGUACCUGAAUUCAGGAAGUCUCUAUGCAGACAAACUCUCUCCUGCUCAGUGGUCAGCUCUAGCUUUCAUCCUACUGUCAUCAGAAAAAGACCUAGGUGUGUUUGACCUUAGGAAGGACUCUGUUUCAGAGGAAGGUCUCCUGAGGCUGCUGCCAGUGGUCAAGGCCUCUACUGUAUUCUUCUUGAGUGGCUGUAACCUGUCAGAGAGAGGCUGUGAAGCUUUGGCCUCAGUUCUCAGCUUGCAGUCCUCCAGUCUGAGAGAGCUGGACCUCAGUAACAACACCCUACAGGAUUCAGGAGUGAAGCAGCUCUGUGCUGGAUUGGAGAGUCCACACUGUAGACUGGAAACUGUCAGAUUGAGUGGCUGUAAACUGUCCUGGAGAAGCUGUGGAGCUCUGGCCUCAGUUCUCAGCUCACAGUCCUCCAGUAUGAGAGAGCUGGAUCUUAGUAACAAUGACCUGCAGGAUGCAGGAGUUAAGCUGUUAUGUGCUGGACUGGAGAGUCCACACUCUACACUGGAAACUCUCAGGUUGAAUAUGUGUAACCUGUCAGAGAGAAGCUGUGAAGCUCUGACCUCAGUUCUCAGCUUGCAGUCCUCCCGUCUGAGAGAGCUGGAUAUCAGUAACAAUGACCUGCAGCAUUCAGGAGUGAAACUGCUCUCCUCUGGACUGGCGUGUCCACACUUUAGACUGAGAAUUCUCAGGUUAUCAGGCUGUCUGGUCACUGAGGAAAGCUGUGCUUCUCUGGCCUCAGCUCUGAGCUCCAACCCCUCCCAUCUGAGAGAGCUGGAUCUGAGCUACAAUCAUCUAGGAGAGUCUGGGGUGACACUGCUCUCUGCUGGUCUGGAUGAUCCACAGUGGACACUGGACACUCUCUGUGUCGACCAUGCUGGAAUGCGCUGGUUGAAAUCUGGACUGAGGAAGUAUGCUUGUGAACUCACCCUGGACCCAAACACAGCGCACAGAUACCUCUCUCUGUCUGAGGACAAGACAACAGUGACUCUGGUGAGAGAGGAGCAGUCUUACCCUCAUCACCCAGAGAGAUUCCUCCACUGGAAGCAGCUGCUGUGCACAAAUGGUCUGACUGGCCGCUGCUACUGGGAGGUGGAGAGGAAAGGAUGGAAGAGGAAGAAUCGCCUCCGUAGACUCACACUUCUGCUGCAACAAGACAGUACAAGAUCACACAUUUAACAAAUAUGCAUUUUGAGUUUUGGAUAUAAGUCUUUGGAUUAUCAUGUAAUUGUUUAGUCAGUGUGAAUUGUGCCUUAUGCAAGAACAUUUUCGUCUUCUUCUCUGACUUUAUUCUGUGAGGAUUGUUCAUACAAGUAUUCCACAUUGGAUUCAACAAAUUCUUUUAACUGCACAAACUUGUCAUAAAUCUCUCGUUUCAGCCUGAUGAAUGUCACCUGUUCACGAGGAGGUGCAAGUUCAUGAGAUUUCAUCUGUAGGAUAAUUGAUGCAGAUGACUAGUCCAGCUCUGUUUGUGGGUUUUUUUCACAAAAAUGGUCAAAUAAGUGUUUUUGCCCUGUAUACAUAGACAGUCUCUGCAUAACUCGUACGAUAGUUCUGGAUCACCUGUAAAUUUUGUUGGUACCUAAAAGAAAAUUCUAAGUACACCACAAGAUGCCACUGGUUCUCUUAAAUCAUUUUUACAUGCCACAAAAAAUAAUUUCAUUUGAGUGCUUCUAGCAUGAGGCCUAACGUCUACAUGUACUCAGGGUGAGGGUUGUAACAUACUGUAACUUGUAACAUAACUUGUACAAGAAUAUGGACAAUUUGAAAA